Rosa rugosa (rugosa rose) is the source of this 1128-nucleotide messenger RNA. RefSeq lists its product as uncharacterized. NCBI's taxonomy places the organism in Eukaryota, Viridiplantae, Streptophyta, Magnoliopsida, Rosales, Rosaceae. The record is from RefSeq and is a predicted model, not a curated record. The transcript has a single exon. Bases 1 to 1128 code for a protein of 375 amino acids.
AUGGAGGACCCUAACAAGCAUUUGAAGGAGUUUCAGUUUGUAGUUGGAAGCAUGAUGCCACCUGAGACAGAUGAGAACAUUUUCAAGCUGAAGACAUUCCCUUUUUCCUUAGCUAAUAGAGCCAAAGAUUGGUUAUAUGAACUUCCAGAUGGACAUGUCACUUCUUGGGACGCCAUGAUGAAGGCAUUUCUUGAGAAAUUCUUUCCUGCUUCAAGAGUUAUUACUAUGAGGAAGAAGAUUACUGGGAUUCAACAGGCUGAAGAUGAGUCAUAUCCUGCGUACUACGAAAGGUUCAAAUCCCUUUUGGCGCAAUGUCCCCAACACAAGUUCAAGGAUGAAAGCCUCUUGCAAUACUUUUAUGAGGGUUUGCUCCCUCUUGAGCGCCAAAUGUUAGAUGCGGCUAGUGGAGGUACUUUUGUGGACAAGACUCCAGCUCAAGGGAAGGCGUUGAUUGCUAAUAGGGCUGCCAAUGCUCAACAAUAUGAGGGCAUUAGGACUACAACUCGUCAAGUGAAGGAAGUGACAAUCAAUUCGGAUCUCAAUGCUAGGUUGGAUAAACUUACUUCUCUUAUGUCACAAGUGUUAACGCCAAAAGUUUAUGGAGUAGCUCAAGUUUGUGGGGUAUGCUCUACUCAAGGGCACAUGACUGAUCAAUGUCCCCAAUUGAUAGAAAAUGGUGGAUGGGAAAGUGUGAACUACUUAGGGUUUCAGAACCAGAAUCAAGGGCAAGCUCGUCCAAGGAAUGACCCUUUCUCCAACACCUACAACCCAGGUUGGAGGGAUCACCCUAACUUUAGGUGGAGGGAUAAUGAUAAUGUUGCUAAUCAGAACACCUACAACAAAGGACCUCAGGGAGCAUUCUGUCAGAGACCUCAAGCUCAAGGAACGUCCCCUAAUUAUGACAAGAUCAUUGAGAAGCUUAAUUCCUCAACUCAAGCUUUGAUUCAAGGGCAACAAAACCAUGAAAAUGAUAUAGCAGAUCUCAAGAAGCAAAUGGGACAAGUGGUGGACUUUAUGACCAAGUUCCACGAACAAGGGAAGCUUCCAAGCAACACAAUUCCAAAUCCAAAGGGAGGCUUUGAGGGUACCAACACUUCAAGAGCAAAAGGAAGGCCAUGUCUAGGCUGA